AUGGCCCGCGUGGCUGGCCGAAGCCUUGUGCCAGUGUUGCUCACAGUGGUGGUCUACCAGACACUGGACCUAUGCUUUUCAAGAAUCUCCAGUACACGGACCUUGGAGACGGAGCCGCCGCCCACGUCUGAGGCUCCUGCGGCCACAGCCUGGCUCCGUGCUGCGCGACGCACCGCCGAAGGCAAGAGGGACAGCGGCGCUCAUUGGACCGCGGCCUGGGAGUCCACCGAGGCCUGGUGGUUGCGGCCGGUGGCCUUGUUGGUCACCGCGCUCUUCACGUCGGUGGCCAUCGUCCAGCAACUGCCCGGCGCCUACCUCAGGGCCAUCGUGGCAAAGAAACCCAAGGUGACUGAGCUUCGCCCUGGUGAGAUGGUCUUUCAGGAGCGGCCCAUGACCAUGGAGAUGCGUCGGGAGAUGCGUGUGCGGAAGUGCUUGAGCGCCUUCCAACGCAUGGAGCUUCCCCUCUUCGGCACCUCCGCCAGCUGGUCCGAGAAGGACUCCGGUGUGUUGGUCUCCGUGAAUCCGCGCACCACGGCCGUGCUGGAGGAUUGGCCCGGCCACGUGGACUUCUUGAAGGACACGGUUGACCAGGCGCUGGAUGCGGAAUCGCUCAACGAGAAGGAGACGGUCUUGCAUCUCCUGCGCCAGGAGGACGACUCCUAUCAGCUGCUGGUGCGCUUCGUCACCCCGAGUUCCGAGUCCAGUCCAUUCGACGGCAUGAGCGCGUUGAUGUCUCUGGGUCUCGUUUACCUCGCCACUCAGUGGGACUCCGCCCUGCGCGCCACCUCCAGCGACGACCUUGCCGUUUUGGCCUUGGCGCUGCUGCCGGUGCUGCUCUCAGAGCUCGCGCGCGAGCUCACGGCGCGGGCACAAUCGGUGAAGAUGGCGAACAGGACCUUUCUACCUUCACCGCAGCUGAGCCUCUUGGGCACCUUCUGCACCCCCUCCACGGCCUCGCCCAACAAAACGGCGCAGCUGCAGUUGGCCUUGAGCGCUCCCCUCACACUGGCCACGCUCGCGCUCCUCCUGGGCGCGCUGGACCGAUGCCGAUGCCGAGCGCGACAGGUCGAUACCAAGGUCGACCGGAGUAAGGCGAUGAAGCUCACUCCAGCUGAUGCUUGUGCACUUCAAAAGGCAUUGAGGGACAACCACAGUUUGAGUGGUGACAUGAAGCAGAUGAUUGAAACUGUCAUCGACACCAACUUGGUCAGCAAGCAGGCUCACACUGCUUCAUCAUCAGGAUCUACACCAGAUGCAUCUAUGACAACCUUCAUGGAGAUGGCUUCUGGCUUUAUGAAGAUGAUGGCCAACAUGACACAGAACAAGUCCUCUGGAACCUUGUCCAACUUGGUCAUAUCACCCAAGAAGGAGGAAGAGUCCACUGCUCCACCAUCUACAAAGCCACAGGCACUUCCUGCUCUAGAGGUGGAGCCUUUCAAGCCAAAGAUGAGAACUUCCACUUCUGGCAGUGGUGGUGAUUUGCUUCCUCUGGAAAAUGGAGAGGUGACCCAGCAGGAUGCUCCUGGUGACUCUGGAGAUGGAUCAGUCAUUGAACAGGCUGCUUUUGAUGCUUUGGUGUCCAGGGAGGCUGCCAAGAAGGCCACAAAGAAAGCCUCUACCAAGGAAGACUUUGUCUAUGAUCCUGGCUUCCCAGGCGCUGAGUGGAAAGGCAGAUCCUAUGAAUCAUGGACUUCCAAGCACUACCAUGCUGCAAGAGAACUUGCGCGCAACCAAGGGCUUUCUGAUGACGAUGCAAAGGGCUGUGCCAGAGAGGCUAGGGCCAAAUCAGCAGAGACCUGGAAGGCAACUUUUAAGCAGUGA
Durusdinium trenchii is the source of this 1821-nucleotide messenger RNA. The record is from the annotation of a GenBank genome assembly. Lineage: Eukaryota; Dinophyceae; Suessiales; Symbiodiniaceae.